This is a messenger RNA of Labrus bergylta (ballan wrasse), 1482 nucleotides long. NCBI's taxonomy places the organism in Eukaryota, Metazoa, Chordata, Actinopteri, Labriformes, Labridae. The record is from RefSeq and is a predicted model, not a curated record.
GUUAACAGAUCCUGGCGCCAAGCAUCAAGGAGGAAGUGUGUUAGGCACAAGAGGGCAGACGUCUGUCAAUUUAUUAAAUACAAGACCACCGUUUGUCCCCUUUUUGUUGCUCAAGAUGGAUACACAAUCAUAUCUAUCGGUACAGCCUGGUGUCGGGAUGGAGGAGAACUUCCUUUCUCUGGACGAUAUUUUGCUCUCUCAUGAGAAACUUCCUAUCCGGACAGAGUGCACUUUCCCCCGGCUGGGAUUCCUGGAGAAAUCGAGCGACUCGCAGGACAUAACAGAGGGUACAAAGAUGGAACUCCCUGUGUGGUUAUCAAAAGGUCUGUACGAGAAGAAGAGACGGGUGCUGUCAGUUGAGACUCCGAAGGUGUACAGGGAAGGCUGGAGGACGGUUUUCAAUGCCGAUCCCAACGUGGUGAACCUUCAUAAGAUGGGGCCCUACUACUACGGCCUGGGAUCCCAGAUGCUGCACUUUGACAGCCCGGAGAAUCCAGAGAUUGCACAGACACUGCUGCAGACAUUCAUAGGUCGCUUCAGACGGAUCAUGGACUCCUCCCAGAAUGCCUACAAUGAGGACACGUCGGUGCUAGUUGAGCACCUGGACUGUCUGGAGAAGACUCUGUUCAGGUCCGGGCAGAGCGGCCUGAACGGCUUCCAGAGCUGGGAGAAGGGCCAGGCCUCCCAACUCACCGCCUCCAGUCUGGUUCUCAACUACCGCAAGAGGAAGAUGACUGAUGCUCAGCCCUGACCCAGGCCGGCAGUGAAAACAAAAGACACUGGUCACAACUUAGUCAGCAGGUCAAAGCACAGUAGAAGCAGACUCCUACUUCCUGUUUCAUUUGGUUUCAACCUCUGUGUGUAGCCCAUGCUCUGGGUAGAUAAGUUGGGAUGCCCAACAUUGGUCAAGUAUAAAAGGGCUGGGUAUCAUGACAAAGAUUGGGAUCACUGUCAUUUUUCCUUAAUGCUGCCAGUUGGAAGAGUAGCACACAUUUUCUUUUUUCUUAAGUGCAGAUAGUUAAAAGUAGUGAAUAAAGUGGCUUUAUGUCAAUCACUGUCUCUACAACACUCUGAGGCACGGCUGAAGUGACAGCAAGCUGAGCUGCUGCUAAAUUUAACUCCAGUUGUUUCACUCUUUACUUCAAGAAGUACAAUGACUACAUGCUUCAUCUGAUUCAUUUUUUUAAGUAAAAACACGAACAUCUUUAAAUGACGUCCACCAGACUUGAGAAAGAAAUCAAAUAUUACAUUGAAGCUUGCCGUCAUUAUCAACAUAUAUUGAAUCCAGAUACCAUAUCAGGACUGGUUGAUACCCUAUAAAUAUAACUGUAUCAUAUUUAUUUGUCUCUUUUUAUUGAUGGUGCAGAAACUGUUAAUGGAAGCAUAUUUGGUUCUUGUAAUAUACAAUAUUAUGUUCUUGAUGUGGUUUGACUGUUUUUAUUCAAGUAAUUAAAGAUUUCUUACGUUUGCUGGUUACAGCUG